AUGUCUAGGCCAACCACACCAAAGAGAAGAAGGCUGCAUCGCUCCUCAGGCGUAUUCAAUAUACUUUCGCAAUCGCCUAAGAUUCAUUACCCAAUAGACCCAGAGAACUUACCUCUUGAGUCCCAAACAAAUACCGAAAAGUUCGAGAAAUUGUCGGAUUCUAUGGAAGAACUAGAAAUGAACAUGACAGGCUUACAGCAGAUCCACGAGUCACUUUGUGGAGAGUUUAACGAGUCCUUUGCUGGUUUUUUAUAUGGUCUUCUGAUGACUAUGUGGUGUGUGCACUUCCCAGGUAAGCCAUCCCGAGAUCAGUGGGAAAAGGUUAAGCUUAUUGAAGGUUUGGACGAAAGAAUCGAUGAGUUGAAAAGAAAAUUGAAAGUCUCCAAGGAGGAAAAUGAGAACUUGAAGAAGAGGCUAAACACCAGGCCGAAUGCUAGUUCAGCUCGCCUGAAGAGGGCAACAUUCGCAGAAGACGAUACGAACGAGUCCUUUGUAUUGAAUCCUUCUACUUCUCUGUCUAAAGUCUCCAAAAUUCCGGUACGAGGAGAUAGGAGGGACAAUGCAGCAUCCGGUAAGGUUGGCCUCAAUGCAGCAGUGGGACCCAAUCUUAACCAGCCUCCUCGUUACAUGCGUGGACUAUUCGACAGUACCAAUACGAGAACACAAAGAAGCAGACCAGACGUCACGCGUAGGACUGCCGGUAGGGAUUCAAGAGUGUUCAGGUGA
Molecule: messenger RNA, 726 nt
Organism: Dujonia railenensis
Lineage: Eukaryota; Fungi; Ascomycota; Pichiomycetes; Serinales; Debaryomycetaceae
Source: the annotation of a GenBank genome assembly